AUGAGAAUUCUAUUAAUUUUCGCCAUCCUAGUGCUUUCUGUACACAGUAAAGAUGAAGAAUUGCCGUCGCUCAAAGAACUUAUCAAUGAUCCUGAAUUGAUGAAGAUAAUUAAGAGGCUGGGUUUAACAGAAGAUGAUUUGACUCGUCCGGAUAAAAACUCGGCUGCUGCUGAAAAGCCAGAAUCAUCAGCAUCGGAUGAAAGGGGCGAUGCAAAUUUACCAAAGAAACCAAAACCAACAUCUGCUCCCAUGACGACGAACCCAGAGCACGUUACAGACACUGUUGGCAACUCGUGUUUUUAUACAUCUCAUGAAGGAACAAUUAUUAGAUCACAAGAGUCCAUGAAGGCUGGGUCUCACUUUUUGAAAUCCGACAGAGAUACAACUCGACUCGGCUGUAUCAGAAGUUGCUGUUACACACAGGGUUGUACAUUGGCAGUAUUCGAAGAUAAGGAUAAUCACACAUGCUACCUGUUCAACUGUGGAGAGAACAACAAAUGUGUCUAUGCAAAUCAUGAAAACUAUAUGUCCAUGACACUAAAGGACUCAUCUGUGGUUCACGGGGGAAGUCUCGGACAAGACAAUGAGGGAGACCUGAAAGGACUUGGGGAAGUUGAAAAGCCACAACCAUCAGCCACACCUAAGCCUACACCAGUCCCGCAGAAAAGACCAGUGCCCCUUUUUGGAGAAUGUGACCUUGCUCAGGGAGACAAGUGUGUGGACUUCAAUUCAGAAUGUAAACAGGGGAUCUGUCAAUGUAUUGGUGGUUUUAAAGCUGAACAAGGUGUUUGCUAUUCAGUUCCAGUUCAGUCAGCAGCUGUCACUGAUCCUAGGAAUCAUUUACCAGAUCACCAGCCUCAACAGCCAGCCAACCCAGCUCUUCCACCAACUAACUUCCAAAACAAGCUUUACCAAGGUCAGGGACCACAAGGUCAUCAGGUACAAGGUCAAGGUUAUCAAGCCAAGCAGCAAGUACAAAGUAAAAUUGCACAGGGUCAACCCAUGCAAGGACAAGGUUUACAAAAUCCCAUGGGAAAGCAGCAGGUGUCUUCUGGAUUUAUUGGAUCACCUUAUCAACAGGGAAAUACUGCAGUAUUCAAUAACCUACCAAUUCAGCAGCAGACUGUGCAAAACCCUGUGUACAAUACUGCAAUACAGGCAAACACAGGCUUCCUUCCUAAACAGCAAGUUCUUCCCCAAAAUGCACCAAUUAUGAACCAACAGGGAUCAUACUGGGGGCCCCAACCAGGCAGUCUUGUUGGACCUCAGCCAGGAUCAGGAUUCUAUGAUCCCUCUGGUUAUCCGAGAAUACCAGGAGAUUUAGGUAACAGACCUUCCUACUCUGAUGACCUUGGUGGUGCACAGAGUUUGCCAGUCAGACCUAUUCAAGGGAUAGACAACCCACAGAGGGUGCUUAAUCCUCACAGGCAGUAUGUGCUACGGGAUCCAACUGGUGGGGAUAGAAAUUAUCAAAAUGAUAGGCACUACAUAGCAGAGGCAGGCCCUGAUAAUCAGUUUGGGUUGAUGGAUAGACAAAGUUCUUACAGAAACCACCCCUACAACUCAUUUUCUGAUGAACGAUAUGAUCAGUAUGGAGGGGAUGUCUUACCAGAUAAUAGGUUUAAUGAUGACCAAUACUACAAGGACCGAAAUUAUCAGCAAAAUGUUGGAAGUCAUCACAAAGUUUUCAGUAAUAAAGAAAAUAAAGAUGUACAGCAGAAGUCCACAAAGCCUACAACUACCACCACUACAACGACUACUACUGCAACUACAACCACCACCACACCCUCAACAACCACCACCACAACUGCCAAACCCACCACCACACACAAACAGACAACCACAACCACCACCACCACCCCAGCUCCACAGAAUAUCCCAAACACAGACCAACAGUUUCAACAGUGGGGUGAGCACAUGACUGGCUCCAACAGGGAUAGUGAUUAUACAGACCACCAGAUUGAUAAUCAUGACAGAGGAAACAAAAUGUUGCAAGAUAAUACAGACAUGAAGUCACCAAGUCAAAGGGGCAAGGGCAGGGUCCAGUCAAAUAUAUCUGGUAAAAAGUUUAGACCGAGUGGUCCCAUUAAUAAUGGUCCCAUACAAGGGGAGGCAACCCAAUCACGUUCUAAGAUCAAUAGUCCAGUAAUGCGACCACAACAGCCCGGCAGACCUAACCGAAUACACCCAAACCAGAGGAAGCAAUUUCGACCCAUAGGUUAUAGUCAAGAUGGCUAUCCAUACUACAACACAGACUACCGGGGACAACACUUCCAGAACUACAACUGGGACCCUCAGUAUGGUGGUGACUAUCUGACAUAUGAUACCAACAGUUACGGGGAUGAACCACCUGCCUAUGAUUACGAUAUGUUCCAUAAAGAUUUCCACAGAAAGGAAAGUCCAGAAACAGCACCACCUAUCAAUCAGGCACCAGUCCAGGAAGUUUCAAAAGAGCCAGUGCAAAUAAAGACAGAGAAAGUUACUCCAACAACCUACCCCAAAGCCACACAACAGCCUAUUAUGGAGAAAGUUGACAAAGUUGAUAAAAAGCCUUUGACACAUGACGAGUCUAAAAUAGAAAAGAUACAACCCAAAUUGGAAGAGAAUAAAACAAAGACGGAAUCAAAGACUGCUCAAAAGCCAACAGACAAGGAGGAACCAGUGACAUCAAAUAGCUCGAAAUCUUCAGGCGACAGUGUGGUAACAGAAAAAGCCACUGCAAAACCCACUAAAGAGGAACGGGUAGAAGUGCAAUUUGGGGAGGAAGAUGGACUAGUGAUUGUAGAGGCACCAACAGAUAACAACCAGGGUCCGAUUGUGGCACUGGCCCUAGGUCUAGGGGUCACCAUGAUGUUACUCAUAUAUGUUGGGUGCAGGUUAAGAAAUGUUAAAAGGAGGAUAAGGAAAGGAAGAGCUCUACAUUCCAAUGAGGCAGAUUAUUUGAUCAAUGGAAUGUAUCUUUAAUACAUUAAUGUGUAUUGAUUUUUUCCUCUUAUGAAACAUCCAAGAAAAAUGAAAGUUAAAAAAAAAAAAAUGAAAACUUUCAUAAAAAUCACGGCAAUAUUAAAACAUGCAAAUAUUUCUUCAAAUGUUGUCAAAUUGCUUAAAUUUGUAGAAUAAAGAGUUAUUACAAAUUAGAUGAUUAUGUUUUGGCCCCAGUGCAAUGUGUUCAUUGUAAAGAAAUAUUCAUAAUCUGGCAGAUACAGUUAAGUUGUGAAAAAAAAUCUUUUAUUGUUUGUUUUUAUGUUGUGGUUUUUUGCACGUAAGAAUAUUAUCAUGAUCAGAAAAUGAUUAAAGUUUUAGUUGAGGAAAAAAAUUGCAUUUGAGGAGAAAUUGUAAACUAGGAUAUAUAUUAGGGAGAUGGUGUCUACAUAAUGAGAUAUGUAAUCAAAUCAUGUUUAUUGAAAAACGUAGAAUAUAUUGAUAUUUAAGUUUUAGCAAAUCACAAAAAAAAAUCUUUUUUCGAUAAUCAUUUCUUUCUUGUAAAGUUUAUGUAAAUUGUUGCAUAAUUAUCAGGUAUAUGGUAAAAUCAUAAAGCAAGUUAAAAGGUCAUUUAUUGUGAAAUGCUUCUCAUAACAGCAACAUUGCCAAAACUGUAAAUGCCUCUGUUUACACUGUGAUAAUAAUAUGCUGUUUUACUGUAAAUAAUAUAUAUAUAUAUUUUGGUUAGGGUCUGAAUGCUACAAGAUUAUUUUACAAUACCUAGUACAGUACAAUUUAAGUCAGCAUUCCAUAUUUCCUUUUUAUCUAAAAAUCCUUAAAAACACACAACCUUGUACAUAAAUACUGUUUUGGUAUUAAGUAUGUGAAUUGUAUGAUUAUUUCUUUUUUUUAAUAAUUGUAAUCGAUUUUCUGAUUUCCAUUUACCUUACAAAUUUAGAAAUUAUGUUCUUAAAUUUUGUCCUGGUGUUUUCUGAACAAGAUAAGAAAUACUGAUAUUCUUUGUAUGUAAGUGAUAUUAAGUUUUUGCUUGUAACUUUAUUUUCAAAAUCAUAUCCUUAAAAUAAUGGAGGGGAAAGAUCUAGGAGUACAUAUAUUAUAGUACAAUUUAGUAUUUUGUAAAUCAUAAUUGUCUGUCAAAGCCUCGCAUCUUUAAGUUUUAUCUUUCAUUUACAUGUAUGUUGUAAAGAUUUUUAUUCAUACCAAGGUAACCAACUCUGUUUAAAAAAGUAGCAUUUUUAUACAGCAUGUACCAAUAAAAGUUACAAUUAAUGCAAGCAUGAAAAUGGUAAUUAAAACAUUUAUCUUUACAAAGGUACAAGCUAUGUGUGCAGUAGAUCAAGAACUCUAUGACUUGAGUUUUUUCUCAGUAAGCCUUAGAUUUAUCUAUUUUCUUCUUCAUAUGAGAAUCCAUAUAAGAUACUGUGUGUACAUGAUUUCAACACUUUUUAGAAUCCACCUAUCAUGUACAGAUGGCUAUGAUACUGCGGCCAGGUACAUUUAAUAGUUCACUAUUGUAACAUGUUGAUAGCCUCAGUGUUAUACUUAAACAUAAAUGUACUGACUAGAUUUCUUGCAAUAGAUGAUAUUUUCACAUAAUUUGACACACUUAUAUGCAAACAUUGUUUUGACUUUCCUGUUUUCGCUUUGUCUGUGAAAUCCAUGACUUAAUAAUUCUAAGUUAAUCAGAAAUCCCAUUAAUGAUCGUCCUCACGCUGACACAAAUAUUAGUAGUGUUUUUCUCUUGAAUGAUCUAACAAAGCUUCCCUGUGAUAAACGUUACCCUGAUCAUAUAGGGAUUUUAAAAAUCUCUUUCUUACAUUUGUGUGAAAUGAAACCCCGUUUUUGUCGGUAACGUAAUCUGAUGGGACAUAUUUAGGUACAGAUAUUAUGGUGUUCUAAAAUGACUUUUUUUUUUAAGAAUUCAUCUCAAUUUGUAUCUGCAAAAUCAAUUUGAAUAUUUAUGAUUGUUGAUAUUGUUUAUUAAUUUUAUAUAUAGUUUAUUGUUUAUUAUGUUGUGAUGUUGUGUGUACUUUGAAAAUUGCAGCUUUUGUAAUUUUCUUUCUGCUAGGUUGUGUUGUUCAUUAGCAUCACAAGCUUGUUAUUCAUUAGAUACUGAUAAACUGUGCUACAGUACAAGUUUGAAAAUCUAACACCUUAAUUUGAAAAGAAUGUCACCAUUGUUAGCAUAAAGAAUGUGACUGAAAUCUUUUAUGUGAUGUUGUUAUGACUAAAAUGUUAAAUUCAUCAGACAAAUGACCAAUGUGAAUAGAAUAGAGGUUUUUAAGACCCAACCAGUAGAAGAUUUGAGUGUUAUGUUUCAAUGACUACACGGUCACCUUCAUGACAAUUGAACAGUGUUUAGUGUUCUAGUGCUGACAUUUGUAGUGUACAAGAUGGUAAGGAAUCAACCAAGUUUUUCAGCUGUGCUAUAAUCUUAAGUACACUAUUAGUGAAACAAAAUGGUAAACAGUUAAUAGAAGAAAAAAAACAGUUCAAAAGGUUGUAACAUAUUUUCUGAAAUGAUCAGUGUGAAGCGUACUGGUACUGAUGUUUAUAGUUUUAGAGAUUUGGAUGAAAUCACUAGACUUUUAGGCUCUACAAUAUAAAAUGGAGAUACAAGAAUGUCUAUUCAGUACAUACUUUAAAACUUGGAGCAAAAUGUUUCACAACAUCUAGACACAAAAGUUCUCAGAAAAUCUAUGCUUCUGUACAUGGAUAUAGAGUUGUAUAAGUUUAGUGUCAUAGUUUAUAGCCCAGUUCAUGUAAAAAGUGUAAAACUCGCCAUAAUCAUAUAAUUGGUCCUUAAACUGUUUAAUGUGUAGGAUUAAAUAUGAUAUUUAUUAAGUUGAAAGAUGAAGAACCACUGGAUCUGCUUUAUUUUCCAUUUUGCUACAUUCCAAUGAAUUGGUUCAAGGUGAUGAUUUGACAUUUUUCAUUCUAUUUUUACUUAUACAAGAUGCAUUGAUAACUCAUGAAAGAGAAUAUUUCACUAAUAUCAAAUUUCAGUCGUGAUACAGCUACACAUCAUUUACAUUGUCAAGAGAUAGUGAUGGCCUGAUAUGAUUUUUACUCAUAUUUAGGCAUGGAAGCACGUCUCUGUCUUAAUACUAUGUAUAUAAUUCUUCAGCUUAAUUUGCCAGCAUGUACCAAAGGAAAGAGAUCAUUAGGAUUAUUGUUAUACAUUUUGGUACAGUAAUCUCAAAGUAUAAGGCAUACGAAGUCAACAAUUUCAGAAAACUUACACAAUUUGUAAGGUCCUAGAUCAGCUAUAAUAGAUGUUAAUGUUGUCAUAUGGUGAUAAAAUUCAGGUGGAAAUGUUAAAUUGUACUACUAAAGGAAACUAUCAACAAACAAUUUUGAAACUUCAUAUAGUAUACUGAAAAUGAGGCCUUUAGUUCAUGGGCAAUUUUAAAUUUUGAAUAAUGGCUCCUAAUUCAGGUGUUAAAUUAAAACAGGAGAGUUAUUUUUGUAAUCAAAUUGCUCUGAUCAGAAAUUUUUAAUAUUUAGAAAUAUUUGCUUAUACAUGUGCAUGUAUUUAAAUGUGUGACUGGGUCAAGAUUGAGAAGGUUCUUAUUAAGAGGUCAGAGAGUCUGGAUUCCUUAGCAAUAGUAAUGUUAAUUUGUGUAAAUGCACAUCAUCUGUCCUAUUGGAAUUUUUUGUCUCUAAUGCUGUAAAUUCAUUAAUUUUUGUGAAGGAUUUAUUUUCAUUGAUUCUGUGUGUACUCUUAAUCCACAAAUUCAUACACGUCAACAAACUGUUGAACGAAGUAUAAGUAGAUAUAUUGAGCUAUAUAUAUCUGUGAAAUCAAUUAACCACCAAAGAUUGAUUUAACAAAAAAAAAAAAAAAAAAAAUAGAAAAAAAGAUUUAGCCUCACAGAAAUAUGUUAUCUUACAGUAGUACUUAUUUGAUAUCCCAAUGACAUUUUGUACUUUUUCUAUCUGUAAUCAUGUGACAUUUUACAGUUCAGUACACCCACCAAUCUUUCUUUGUCUUAGUUGUCAGGUUCAAGUUUACAUUCUUAAUUUCUUGUGCAAUUGAAAAUAUUCAGACUUUUGUAA
Molecule: messenger RNA, 7002 nt
Organism: Ylistrum balloti
Lineage: Eukaryota; Metazoa; Mollusca; Bivalvia; Pectinida; Pectinidae
Exons: 7
Coding region: 1-2964 (987 amino acids)
Source: RefSeq, a predicted model, not a curated record